GUGCGCAUGCGCUACCUGCACUGUCAACAGAGAUGGCGCUGCUUGAAGGAGCCCUGCGUUUAAACCUGUUAGCUAACAGCCGGAAUUUCUACAAAUUCACGUCUUUUGUCGGUGUCCGGUCGUUGUCCGAAAAUGUGUCAUCUAAAUCAGUCACGUCCAGUUCCCCAGAGGUCGCGGGCGACCAUGUAAUCUACACACAAGAGCACUUUGCAUUAAAGGAGUCCCUCAAAAAGCUUAUCGACCAGGAGAUCAACCCUCAUGUGGAGCAGUGGGAAGCAGAAGGGAAAUUUCCAGCCCACAAAGUCUUCAAGAUCUUAGGAAGUGCCGGCUUUCUAGGAGUCAACCGACCAACUGAGUAUGGAGGCUUGGGACUUGACUACAGCUACAGUGUGGCAGUGGCAGAGGAGCUGGGUAACAUCCGCUGUGGAGGCAUCCCCAUGGCCAUCGGCGUACAGACUGACAUGGCGACUCCCGCACUGGCCAGGUUCGGCACAGCUGAGCUCAAGAAAGAGUUCCUCCUUCCGUCCAUUAUGGGUGACAAAGUGGCCUGCCUUGGAGUUAGUGAAGUUGGAGCUGGCUCUGAUGUCUCAAGUAUCAAGACCAAGGCUGUGAGGAAAGGGGAUGAAUAUGUGAUAAAUGGUGGAAAGAUGUGGACUACCAACGGUACCCAGGCUGAUUGGAUGUGUCUCCUUGCCAACACCAGUGACGGGCCUCCUCACAGGAACAAAUCUCUCAUCUGUUUGCCCAUGAACCUGCCAGGAGUACACAUUGCCCGCAAGAUUAGCAAAAUAGGCAUGUGGUCAUCGGACACAGCUGAAGUGUUUUUCGAUGACGUCCAUGUUCCCUGUAAGAACAUCAUUGGCCAGGAAGGCAUGGGCUUCACCUAUCAGAUGCUUCAGUUCCAGGAAGAGCGGCUCUGGGCAGUGGCCAAUGCUUUGACCUCAAUGGACACCAUCAUUCAGGAAACCAUCCAGUACACUCGGCAGAGGAAGAUCUUCAAGCAGCCUGUCCUUUACCACCAGGCAGUUCACUUCAGGUUGGCUGAGCUGCAGACCGAGGUCGAGCUGCUCCGCUCCCUCCUCUACCAAGCCACAGCAUUGUAUGUUAAAGGCAACGAUGUCACCAAACUGGCAUCUAUGGCCAAACUGAAGACGGGGCGCCUGGCCAGAGAACUCAGUGACGGCUGUCUCCAGUACUGGGGAGGGAUGGGCUUCACUAGUGAUGUGCUGGUCAGCAGAUUUUACAGGGAUUUCAGGUUGAUUUCAAUUGGUGGAGGAGCUGAUGAAGUAAUGCUGGGGAUCAUCUGCAAGUACAUGGACAUGCUUCCCAGGAAGUAAUACACUUGUUUGAGAUCAUGUGUGCCUCGACUGGAAAAUGAAUGAGAGCAGGAGGCUGCAGCAUUGAGCGGAGUUGAAAGUAGGCAGGUAGGACAGACAAUCUCCAGCAGCCAUCAGUCUUUACAGAGACUUACAGUAACACACUAAUUUAUCAUGAUUUAAUGAAGUGUUAUCAGACACACAUCAGUUCGUAUAUAAAUCAGGUGAUGAGGCUUGUUCAUCUCAAAUUAUAUAAAUAAAUUGACGCUUAUAGAUUUUGUACUGCCAAGUACAGGAGAAAAAAAAUGCAGCUCUGACUGUUGGUGUCAGAUAUUUAGGCUGAAACAUCGGAAGAUGUAAUUUUUAAAUCCUUCCAUCCUCAACAGAAAUUUUAGUGUUGCUAAAUCCUUUAAGAAUUAAAUCAGGUUGACUACAAUUGUGACAUAUAAGCAGUUUAUGAUCUGUUAUAUGAAUGUGUUCAGUCUCUUCAACCAUGUUUUGUGUUGUCCAGAUUAACCUUUGAAAUCAGAUGACAAAAGUCUAAAUCUCUAAUUCAACUAAAGUGAAAAGAAGCUGUGCAGUCGCUGGAGAGCAUCAGCUGCUGCGUUGAUCUCACAACGUUAAUGUUGCUGUGUCUCAUGAAAUCAGAUCAAUUUGGACAGCAGUGAUUAGUUUUGCAAAGGUCUGCCUCAUCUUCAGCAAACACAAUGUCAUCAAUUUUAACUCCAGGCACUUAAGUGCAGUUCUUUUUAAAUGUUUUGUUCUCUUCAGCAAAGCAGGAUGUUUUGCAUUUUGCCUUUGAUUGUUUUAACAUUAUUGUAUAAGCUCAAGCAGACAGAAUGAAGGUUUUUUCCCCCCUUUUCCUGUCUUUACAAUUAUGAAUAACCAUUGCACAAUUUUGGUGUAAUAUACCUUAAUGAGUUCAUUUAAAUAGCAAUCAUCCUUUAAAGACUUGCCAUAUUUUUUCAGAAUAAAUCAAAAAUAAUGUAUAAAAAUGUUUGUUGUGUACAAUAAAUAUUCAGCAGAGAUUCUCCCA
Messenger RNA from Amphiprion ocellaris (clown anemonefish), 2352 nucleotides. RefSeq lists its product as uncharacterized. NCBI's taxonomy places the organism in Eukaryota, Metazoa, Chordata, Actinopteri, Pomacentridae. The transcript is spliced from 9 exons. Gene Ontology annotation, molecular function: acyl-CoA dehydrogenase activity; flavin adenine dinucleotide binding. The record is from RefSeq and is a predicted model, not a curated record. Gene Ontology annotation, biological process: fatty acid beta-oxidation using acyl-CoA dehydrogenase. The coding region runs from base 33 to 1337 and encodes 434 amino acids.